AUGAUGGCAAGGAAACGACGUAGUACAACAGAAAUAAAUACAGCUGAAAAUGCUUCGGUUCCAAAACGUCGUUAUACUAGUGCACAAAGAAAUCAUCUUGAAGAAAUGAUGGUUUUUAAUCAUAAAAAAUGUCUUUCCUGGUAUCAUAAAUAUACAAACGAUGUCGGCGAACUAGGUCCCGAAGGCAUGGAAAAAUUUUGUAUGGAUAUUGGGGUUGACCCAGAAGAUUUAGUAAUGCUUGUUUUGGCUUGGAAAAUGAGUGCUAAAUCAAUGGGCUAUUUCUCAAGUGCUGAAUGGUUAAAGGGUCUUACAGAAUUACAGUGUGAUUCAGUUAAAAAACUUCAAAGUAAAUUGGAAUCUUUGAGGUUGUAUUUUAAUGAUCCAUUAACAUUCAAAAGUAUAUAUAGAUAUGCAUAUGAUUUUGCAAGAGAUAAAGAUCAACGAAGUAUGGACAUAGAAACUGCAAAAUUAAUGCUAAAUUUAUUACUUGGAAAACAAUGGAAACUUUACACUUUAUUUGCUAAAUUUAUAGAUCAAUCCAAGUAUAGAGUUAUUAAUAAAGACCAAUGGUGCAAUAUAUUAGAAUUUUCACGAUCUAUCACUACAGAUUUGGCAAAUUAUGACAUAGACGGAGCAUGGCCUGUUAUGUUAGACGAGUUUGUGGACUGGAUAAAAAAUAGUAACAGCUGA
This is a messenger RNA of Macrosiphum euphorbiae (potato aphid), 690 nucleotides long. The record is from the annotation of a GenBank genome assembly. NCBI's taxonomy places the organism in Eukaryota, Metazoa, Arthropoda, Insecta, Hemiptera, Aphididae.